This is a messenger RNA of Nannizzia gypsea CBS 118893, 681 nucleotides long. RefSeq lists its product as hypothetical. Lineage: Eukaryota; Fungi; Ascomycota; Eurotiomycetes; Onygenales; Arthrodermataceae. The record is from RefSeq and is a predicted model, not a curated record. The coding region runs from base 1 to 681 and encodes 226 amino acids. The transcript has 3 exons.
AUGCUGCCUAUUCAACGACAAUUUUGCAGGCUGGGGACCACUGCAUGGCUACCGAGGAUACCGUCUGUCCGCCUCCCUGAUGCGGAGUGGGCAGGCGUUGCAAAUAUAUCACAAAAACGCCAGCUCUCUUCAUCCCGCGGUGAUGUCCCUGGUAAUCCUUUGAUUCACGCCACUAUCAACUGGCCAGGGUAUACAAACUGGGCGCGCCAUAGGAUCCUAGUUCUACGUCCGGUGGCUACUAGAUCUCACAAAUAUUUAUCUCCAACGUCGAGCGGCAGGAAUUAUUCAACGAGUCAAUCAACGAAAAAUAUCACGGUCGAUGACUAUAUUCAAGAAAUAGAGGACUUAUAUGCAAUCGCCAAAGACGAGCUGGAAAUAGCGGCCGAGUCUACCGCCGCGGCAACUAUAUAUGCUGCAUCGGACCGCAUAUCUAUGCGCGAAGCCUUUGACGAUCUUAAUCAUGCAUACGGUGCAUAUGCUGACAACAACCCGCCGCCAGAAGACAUCGAGUCAAAAGAUGGAGGUGACGGUACUGGUAUUACAGAAGUGCGCUCCACCUCUUACGACUCGACCAAUAUUCCUGCAGAAGUCCGGGCAGAAAUCAAGCGAAGGGUUGGUCACAGGAUAAGGGAGAUAGAGAAUGCGGUUAAAAGUCUGGAGGAAAGUGCUCAGCAUGAGUAA